AUGGCGACGCUCGGUGGGACCGCCGCGGCGACGGCGCUCGCGCCGCCGUCGUGCGGUGCGCGCUCGGGCGCGCGCUUCGCGGGCGUCGGCGGGCGGCGGAUGGAGAGGCAGUUAUCCGGCUCGGUCGCGGCGUCGUCGGGAAAGGGAAUGGGAGUAGGGUGCUCGCCCCGCGCUGGAUCGAGGCGAUGCGCGCGCACGGUCCGGCGCGCGCGCCCGUGCGAUCGCGACGUCAAGCUUCGCGCGGCGUCGGGCGACGGCGUGAGGGACGGCGACGCGGAGAUGGACGGGGAAGCCCCCGAGCGCGAGGCGACCCAAUCUGGCAGGGGUUCCCCGGGCGCCCGGGGAAGGAAGAACGGCGCGGGCGGGUCGUCGCCCUCAUCCGCGCUCGUCGCGUCCAACUCGCUCGCCUCGAGCAGCCGCGUCGUCGAGUUCGUCGCCGCGUGGGACGCGCUCUCCCCUCGGCUCGCCGCCGCCGCCGCGUCGGGAACCUCGUUCAGCGCGCGAACCCCACUCGGCGAGACCGUCCCGGUGAGCGCCGCGGGAAACCGAGAGAUGCUCCUGUCGGCGCUCAAACUCGCGAUCCCGCGCCUGCAGAUGAUCCCGGACCAGCAGACGAAUCCCGGCGAGCGCCCCGUGCACGAGAGGGCGGUGGAGGUGACCCUCGCGCUCGUGGACAUCGGCAUGGACGCCGAGUGCAUGAGCGCGGGUCUGCUCAGGGAGGCGCUGGUGGCGGGCACCGUGUCCCUCGACGAGAUCGAGUCGCACCUCGGCGCCGGCGUCAUGCGACUCGCGCACGACUGCGCCAGGCUCCACGCGCUGCCGAGACGCGUGGGCUCGUACGACGACGGCGCCGCGGAGAAGCUCAGGACGUUCUGCCUCACCUUUCACGACGUGAGAGCAGUCGUGGUGGAGCUCGCGUACCGAGCGGAUCAGCUCAGGCGAGCCGAGUCCCUACCGCCCGUGAGGCGCACCGCGCUCGCGCUCGAGACGAUGCAACUGUACGCCCCGAUGGCGCACGCCCUCGACGCCGGGCCCCUGUGCGCGGAGCUGGAGGACCUGUCGCUGCAGUGGCUGUUCCCGAGCUCGUACAAAUCGCUGGAGCAGUGGCUGCGCGGGGAGGGCCCGGCUGAUCGAAGCGCGCUGGAUCGCGCCAGGGAGUGGCUCACCGAGGCGCUGUGCGCGGACCCGGGCCUCAUGACCCUCGUGGGCGGACCCGCGGGCGUCGCCGUCAAGGCUCGAAGGAAGAGCCUGUUCAGCACCAUGCGCAAGGUGCUGCGCGACGGUCGGGCGCGAGAGGACGUGCACGACCUGCUGGGCAUGCGCGUGAUCAUCACGCCCCAGCCCGGCGCGCCGUCGCACUCUCGCGCGGGCGAGACCAACGAGGACGACGUGGCGGCGGCCGAACGCAGCGCGAUGGCGGCGUGCUACCGCGCGCAGCAGAUUGCGCACGGAGUCUUCGACGUCGUCGCGGGCCGAACGAAAGAUUACCUCCAGCGGCCCAAGUCCAACGGAUACAGGUCCCUGCACAGCACCCUGACCUUACCCGAAGACUGGACGAACGCCGACGGUACCGUCAACAACGCGGGGGGUGGAUCGAAGGUGGAGGACGAGCCGGGGAUGGACGCCAACGGUAAGAUCAAGGAGAGAUCCAAGGAGAAGUCUGGCAAGGAGGGCGGCAAGGAGGGACGGAGGGUCGAGCUUCAGGUUCGCACCGCCGCCAUGCACGCCGCCGCCGAGAUGGGAUCCGCGGCGCACACCGCGUACAAAGGCGGUUUCAAGGAGGACCCGGGCGCGGCGGACGCGCUGGCGGAGCUGGUCAACGCGGCCAACGCCGCGGCGGAGGAGCGAUUCGGGAGCUUCACCGAGGCUGGCCUCGCGGACGCCGCGGGCUCGGACGCCGACCGCAUGUUCCAGAUGUUCGAUCUCAACGGCGACGGCGCGGUGACGCGCGAGGAGCUCAGGUCGGUCAUCGGCGACUUGUGGCAGGGCACCGCCGGGGACGGGGAGGAGUCCGAGCUGAGGCACAGCGCGGAUGAGCUCAUCGAGCUCCUGGACGUGGACGAGGACGGGACGGUUUCGCGGGAGGAGUUUGCCAAAUUUCGCACCUCCGUCGCGGUGCUGGGCUCGUUGCCAGACGCGGACGCGGCGACCGCGGCGGCGAUCGAGUGCAAGUUCACGCCCCGCGUCGAGGCUGAGAUACUCGAGGACGAAGACGACGUGAACGUGGACGAAGACGACGACGACAUCUCCGCGGCGGACAUCUCCAAGAUCAACUUUGAGGACGAUACCGUCGCGGGACAGGCGUCUUGGACCACCGCGUCCGGCGCCGACGCACCCGCCGUGGACGUCUCAAUCGUUUCGAUGGAGAAGGCGAGGUCGAUGGCGGCUAAGAUUGACGAAGAAGCCGACGAGGAUAGCUCCUUCUCCGAGGAUGAGGUCGAGGACGCCGUGGCGGCGUUUGCAGCCGCUCAGGCCAUGUCGCCGCCGCCGUUACCCCCCGCGCCGCCCGCGGGCCGAAUCCGUCCCGCGGACGAGACUUUGCGAGAGGCGUCCCGUCAGCUCAAGGACAAGCAGGGCGGCGAUGUUCAGUGGCAGCUCGUGUGGGAUCUGAUGCGAGCGGGGCGACCGGAGACGGCUCGCGAGCUCUUCUACCAGCGAACCACCAAGAAUCCAUCGUCCACGACGCUGUGGGAGCAGUGGGCGCGGUUCGAGCUCCUGCAGGGCGACGCGGAGCGCGCGCGCGGCCUCUACCGCGCCGCGCUACUCCACGCGGAAGGCAGGCCGAGGGCCAGGGCUGAGAGCCUGAGGAAGUGGGGCGUGAUGGAAUUUGGGGCGGGCGAGCCCGCCAACGCCGUCGGCCUCUUCGAGCGAGCUCUGAACGUCCUUCAGGACGCCGAAGAAGCCGCCGCCGCGGCGGAGGAGGCCGAGACCGUCGAGCACCUCGGAACCGGCAGCGCCUCCUCAAGCACGGACGCCUCCUCCGACUGGAGCGACGGCAUCGGUGAGACGGCCGUGGACGCGUGCUCCGACCUCGAGUGCGUCCCUCGGCUGGUAACCUCCGAGUCGUCUGCGUCGCUCCGCCGAGCGCAAACCGUCGUGCUGUGCGCGUGGGCGCAGGUGGCUUUAAGGUCCGGGGACGUCAGCGCCGCCCAGGCGCUCCUCGAGGACGCGCGCACCCGCGACGGGGACAACGUCAGGGUCCUGCACGCGUCGGCUCAGUUGGCGGAGGCUUCAGGCGACGUCGAGGGAGCGAGGAAGAUCUUCGCCGCCGCGGCUGAGAGGGCCCCGCGAGAUCCGCACGUGGCGCUGUCGCGCGCGAGGCUGCAGUGCUGGAAGCUGGACGAUCCCGACGGCGCGCGCGAGAUCUUCACCGCCGCCGCCGCCGCGAACCCCGAGAAUUACCGCGUGCUUCAGGCGUGGGCGGUUAUGGAAUCGAGGCGCCCGCGCGGCGGCGGCGGCAAGGUGGCAGAUUAUGCGAAACUUACAUUCGAAGAUAAGGUGGCUGGCAUGGCGGCGGCGCGACCGCUGUUCCAACGCGCCGCCGACGUCGCGCCGUGGGCCACCAAAGUAUGGGCCGCGUGGGCUCAGGCCGAGUUCGACGCCACCGGCGACGUGGACCGGGCCAGGGAGCUCUACACCCGCGGUUUGGCCUCCGAUCCCACCAGCGUGGUGUGCCUGCGCGGGCUCGGUCGGGUGGAGCGGACGGCGGAGCGGUUCUCGCAGGCGCGGGACUACCUCGAGCGCGCGUUGGACCUGGAACCCCGCAACCACAUGUGCGUCCGCGAGCUCGCGAUGAUCGAAGAGAAGAGCGGAAACAAGGCGAGGGCGGCGAGGUACUUUAACGUGGCCAAGGCUUUGGUCAAGGAGGAGAAAGCCGCGAGGGACAAGAAGGGUGGACCGCCGCCGCCGAAAUCCGGUAAGGGCACGUGGGCACCCGCCGAGGCUGCCGCGGCGGCGCGCGGGUACGCCGCGAUGGUCAAGUCGCAGUCAGCGAGCUACACGGUGCGCUACCCCGGCGGUGGCGAGGCCGGGGGCGGUUCGCACAGCUUCAGGUCGGUGCUCGCCGCCGCGAGGGGCGAGGCGGCGGCGGCUCGGCGGGACAAGGGCCGCGCGGGGGGAGCGGCGGCGCGACGCGGCCGGGCCGCGUACGUUCGCUCGGAGAGGAUUCGCGGUACCCGCGAGGCGGAUGCGUCGACGGCGCCGGCGGACGGCGAGCGGGUGUGGAGCGGUCGGGUCGACGGCCGCGCGCCGCUUCGCGUCAGGUCCCGCGGCGGCGACGGGCCCAGUCCGGUAGGGAGCAGCCUGGACGGCCCGGGGUCGUCGCUCGAUCCGCUGGGUUCGUCGCUGGACGCCAGCGGCAGCUUCGACAUGGGCGAGAGUAGGGACGACGCGUACGCCGCGUACAUGAGCGACGACGUCGAGGACAGCUUCGAGGAUGACAGUUACGACGAGCAAGUAGCCAAGAGUAUGCUGAGGGGAUACGCGGAUUAA
This is a messenger RNA of Micromonas commoda, 4491 nucleotides long. RefSeq lists its product as hypothetical. Bases 1 to 4491 code for a protein of 1496 amino acids. The record is from RefSeq and is a predicted model, not a curated record. Lineage: Eukaryota; Viridiplantae; Chlorophyta; Mamiellophyceae; Mamiellales; Mamiellaceae. Gene Ontology annotation, molecular function: protein binding; calcium ion binding. Gene Ontology annotation, biological process: guanosine tetraphosphate metabolic process; RNA processing. The transcript has a single exon.